UGCCUGACCUACCGCAGGCUCUCGGCGAGUGUUUAUGGAGUAAAUGACUAAUGUUUAAUGCUUUGAGGGCUUGCCCAAGGAGCAUUAUUAUCUCUUCUGUCUUUACUGUGGGAUAGGAAUUGAAUUUGCUUAAGGGAAUUCCUGUUAAAUAAACUUGGGUAAAAUAGGCCAGAAAGAUGGUUUUGUGUGUAUUAUAUAUUUAUUUUUUAUUACAGAUGACAGGAUUGGACAUUGAGAAGGACCAGAUUAUUGAGAUGGCCUGUCUGAUAACCGACUCUGAUCUCAACAUUUUGGCUGAAGGCCCUAACCUGAUCAUAAAACAGCCGGAUGAGCUCCUGGACAGCAUGUCAGAUUGGUGCAAGGAACAUCAUGGGAAGUCUGGUCUAACCAAAGCAGUGAAGGAGAGUACAAUGACACUGCAGCAGGCAGAAUAUGAAUUUCUGUCCUUUGUACGACAGCAGACUCCUCCGGGGCUCUGUCCACUUGCAGGAAAUUCAGUUCAUGCAGAUAAGAAGUUUCUUGACAAAUACAUGCCCCAGUUCAUGAAACAUCUUCAUUAUAGAAUAAUUGAUGUGAGCACUGUUAAGGAACUGUGCAGACGCUGGUACCCGGAAGAAUAUGAAUUUGCACCAAAGAAGGCUGCUUCGCACAGGGCACUGGACGACAUUAGCGAAAGCAUCAGAGAACUUCAGUUUUACCGAAAUAACAUCUUCAAGAAGAAAACAGACGAGAAGAAGAGGAAAAUCAUGGAAAACGGGGAGAACGGGAAGACUGUGAGCUGAUGCCGGUGCCACCACUCAGGUCUCUGGGAGCAGCUCUGGUGGUGUUGUUCACGCCGAUUGCUUGGCAGGCACCCCCUCUCCGUUACCUCGCACCUCCAGAUUACUCAAGCAGACAGCACCUGAAAUACUACUUUUCCCCUAACACGCUGUUUUCAUUUAUGACACAGCAGCAACUUUGUAAGUGCCGAGUCAUGCCCAUCCCUUGGUACAAAUCUGCAUUUGCUUUUAGACCAUUUCUUUUGUUUUUUAAAAAAGAAUAAAGCUAGUUCUAUUGAAAUGCAAA
Messenger RNA from Miniopterus natalensis, 1065 nucleotides. Lineage: Eukaryota; Metazoa; Chordata; Mammalia; Chiroptera; Miniopteridae. The record is from RefSeq and is a predicted model, not a curated record.